Dendrobium catenatum is the source of this 601-nucleotide messenger RNA. RefSeq names its product hydroxycinnamoyltransferase 1-like. The transcript has 2 exons. Bases 159 to 590 code for a protein of 143 amino acids. Gene Ontology annotation, molecular function: acyltransferase activity, transferring groups other than amino-acyl groups. The record is from RefSeq and is a predicted model, not a curated record. Lineage: Eukaryota; Viridiplantae; Streptophyta; Magnoliopsida; Asparagales; Orchidaceae.
CCAACGUCCGCUGUUCUUCACUCUCUCUCUCUCUCUCUUUAAAUCUCCCGCUCCUCUGUUUUACCUAUUCUAUUUCUGUUUUUCCUAUUCCCAUUUGAUUUCUUGUUGUUAAUACGGAGGUCUAGUCUUCUCUUGUCCGAUUUGAGGAGACGGCGGAGAUGAUUAUUAACGUACGGGAGACAGUUAUGGUGAAGCCGGGGGCUGAGACGCCGCGGCGAAGGAUUUGGAACUCGAAUCUAGAUCUGGUGGUGCCGCGGUUCCACACACCGAGCGUAUACUUCUACCGGCGACCAGAGAUGGAGGGUGAUGGGUUUUUUAAUGCGCAAAAGCUUAAAGACGCGCUGGCGAAGACGCUGGUGCCUUUCUACCCGAUGGCCGGCCGGCUUGCUAAGGAUGAGGAUGGGAGGGUGGAGAUCGAUUGUAACGCUGAGGGCGUUCUUUUGGUCUUCGCUGAGACGAAUUCGACGGUUGAGGAUUUUGGGGAUUUUGCGCCAACGAUGGAGAUGAAGCGGCUAAUCCCUAUGGUCGAGUACACAGACGAUAUCUCUGCUUUUCCCCUUCUGGUACUCCAGGUAUGGGCUGAACUCUGAAUCAGGACUGA